Molecule: messenger RNA, 1831 nt
Organism: Chara braunii
Lineage: Eukaryota; Viridiplantae; Streptophyta; Charophyceae; Charales; Characeae
Source: the annotation of a GenBank genome assembly
GCGGGUGGAUUGAACCCGCCACCGGACCAUGGUCAUUCCCGUAGUGCUAGUGCCGAAGAAAAAUGGAUCAAUUCGCAUAUGCAUCGAUUAUCGCAAGUUGAAUGAAAUCACGAUUAAAGAUGUGUAUCCCCUCCCCCAAAUUGAUGAUUUGUUGGAUGCGAUUGGUUGCACUAAUUAUUUCAGAAAGUUUGAUAUUCGGCAUGGCUUCCAUCACAUUCUGGUGAAGGAGGAAGAUCGGCCCAAGACGACCUUUGUACUGUUUGAGGGCACGUGGCAGUGGGUUCGGUGUCCGAUGGGGAUUUGCAACUCGCUUGCCACGUUUGAGCGAGCGAUGAAUAUGAUAUUCCAGAACUUCGUCAACAAGACGUGGUUAACACAAGGGAUGAUCAACUUCUGCGUGAUCGUGUACAUGGACGAUAUCCUUAUCUACUCGGAGACCUAUCACGGGCACGCGCAACACAUCGAGUGGACAUUGGGAGCGCUGAGAGACGCUGGGUUCAAGAUCGCGCUCGAGAAGAGCGAGUUUUUCCUCUCGGAAAUUUCGUUCUUGGGCUACGUCGUGACAUGUGGAGGACUGCAGCCGGACUCAAGAAAGGUUGCGGCGGUAAGAGGAGCCCCAGUUCCCACGUCGCUGACGCAGGUUCGGGCCUUCUUGGGACUGGCAUCGUACUAUCGCCGCUUCAUCAAGGGUUUCGCCGUGAUUGCACGACCACUAACGAACCUGCUACGGAAGGACCAGCCUCUCAGCUGGGACACGGAGUGCCAACAGGCUUUCGCAACCCUCAAGGACGCUGUGGCGACGACCCCUAUUUUGAUUCGGCCGGACCCCUUGAAGCAGUUCAUUCUUAUCACGGACUGGCAGCUGGAAGCUAUCUCCGCUAUUCUAGCGCAGAAGGGGAACGAUGGUCGCGAACACGUCAUCGAGUACGCAUUGCGCACGUCUGCGCGGGCUCCUACUCUCUCCUACUGUGUUAAGGAGAAUAGUGCGCCGCUAUUGAGCGAGGAGAAGUGGGAGGGGUGGUGGGAGGACUAUAUCGAGCUCGCUUUCUGUCUAUUGGAGAUAGAGUUCCGCUGGUCAGAAGCGGCCCCGUUCGGACAAGGACCAGAGCACCCAGAGGACAACGUGGAGCUUCUGAUCAUCCAAGCCUGGAGAACGGCGGAGCAGGGCGAUCUGCUGGGAUUCGUAUUCGGGAAGGUGGAGGAGGGCAAUCUCACCUUGAUCACAGACGAGUUGCUGGUGUUUCUGACUCAGCUGGUGGAUGAUCUGCCCCUGGACAUCUUGUCACGCAGUGACGAGCAGUCCGACAGCCACGUGCUGUCUCGAACGCUCGAGACAUACCUUGUGUGGUCCACGUGUACGGAGAUUGACGAGGACAACUGUCUCUAUCCCUCCCAGGCGCUUUAUUUGGAGAUCGAUGUUACCGAUCUCACGUUUUGGGACCCGAUCGCGAGGAGAAACGCGGCGCAGGACGAGGAGAUAGGGGAAGCAGAUGAAGAGGAGGAAGAAGAAGAGCCAUCGAGUGAAGAACGGGACGAUCCAGACUACGUCCCGGAAAGAGAAGCGGGGAUAGCCGGCGGAUCGAGCCAGUCGCAGGAAAAGAACGAAGAGGAGGAAGAGCAGAGGAAACGGAAGCGCCGGGAGACUGCGGAGAGAAAGCAACCCACGGCAAACGUUUCAUCGAUCGAGGAUCCGUGGCGUGAUCCGGAGCCACCAGAAGAAGAAGACGAUGGAACCGCAGCAGAGGGAUCGUGAAGAAGAAGGAGAAGAAGUGAAUCAUCAGCUUCCUCCGGCUCCCCGUCCCGGUCCUCCAUUCGUCUACAUCAAGAUCUC